Molecule: messenger RNA, 2089 nt
Organism: Dromiciops gliroides (monito del monte)
Lineage: Eukaryota; Metazoa; Chordata; Mammalia; Microbiotheria; Microbiotheriidae
Gene: TADA3
Product: transcriptional adaptor 3
Exons: 9
Coding region: 426-1766 (446 amino acids)
Biological process (GO): regulation of transcription by RNA polymerase II
Cellular component (GO): SAGA complex
Molecular function (GO): transcription coactivator activity
Source: RefSeq, a predicted model, not a curated record
GGCUCGAUACGAUUUCGGGAGUUCCCGUCGUGUCUAUCCUCCUCUUCCAUGCCUACAUCCUCCGCCCGUUCCCCCCUCUCUCUGCGAGAAGGUACAGCCCAGCUCGCCGUUCUGGCUCCAUAUUAGGACAGGGCCAGACACAGGAUCGCGCCGCCUCUUCCGGUUCUGACCCCGCCCGCCCGCGGUCUGUUACUGCCCAGGCCUGAGCCGCCGAGGCUCCCCUGCCUCGCCCGAGAGUGGGCCCGGCCCCUUUGCACCACCCCCGGGCCGCAGUGGGCGGCUCCGCCAGUCCCUGCAGGGCCAGCGGUUACCUGCGCACGAGGACCCCGGUCCCACACCCGCGAGGGACUGAGGCCGGCCGGGCUCGCGCCUCGUGGAUCCGGAUAGAGCUCGGGCUGUGAAGCCCUGCAGAGCACCCAAGGGCCAUGAGUGAGCUGAAGGACUGCCCGCUGCAGUUCCAUGACUUCAAGUCAGUGGACCACCUGAAGGUAUGUCCUCGAUACACAGCCGUGCUGGCCCGCUCGGAAGAUGACGGCAUUGGCAUCGAGGAACUCGACACCCUGCAGCUGGAGCUGGAGAAUCUGCUUUCUUCAGCCAGCCGACGUCUUCGGGUGCUGGAGGCUGAGACCCAGAUCCUGACUGAUUGGCAGGAUAAGAAAGGUGACCGGCGAUUCUUGAAGCUGGGUCGGGACCAUGAACUGGGAGCCCCUGCAAAACAUGGCAAGCCCAAAAAGCAGAAGCUGGAAGGAAAGGCAGGUCAUGGGCCCGGUCCUGGCCCUGGCCGGCCCAAGUCAAAGAACCUCCAGCCCAAGAUCCAGGAAUAUGAGUUCACAGAUGACCCCAUCGAUGUGCCGAGGAUUCCCAAGAAUGAUGCUCCUAACAGGCGAGGGGACUGUCUGUGCUCAGGGCCAGGCUCUGCUCCCAGGUUCUGGGCUUCCGUGGAGCCGUACUGUGCUGACAUCACCAGUGAGGAAGUACGAACGCUGGAAGAGCUGCUGAAGCCCCCAGAAGAUGAGGCUGAGCAUUACAAGAUCCCACCCCUGGGGAAGCAUUAUUCCCAGCGCUGGGCCCAGGAAGAUUUACUGGAGGAACAGAAGGACGGGGCCCGGGCCGCAGCCGUGGCUGACAAGAAGAAAGGCAUAAUGGGACCACUGACUGAGCUGGACACCAAAGAUGUGGAUGCAUUGCUUAAGAAAUCAGAGGCCCAGCAUGAGCAGCCUGAAGAUGGGUGUCCCUUUGGCCCGCUCACUCAGCGACUCCUACAGGCUUUGGUGGAGGAAAACAUCAUCUCCCCCAUGGAAGAUUCCCCUAUCCCAGAUGUGUCUGGCAAGGAGUCUGGAGCUGAUGGUGCCAGUACCUCCCCACGAAAUCAGAACAAGCCAUUCAGUGUCCCCCAUACCAAGUCUCUGGAGGGACGAAUAAAGGAGGAGCUCAUAGCCCAAGGCCUGCUGGAGUCUGAGGACAGGCCUGCUGAGGACUCAGAAGAUGAGGUCCUUGCUGAGCUGCGGAAGCGGCAAGCUGAACUGAAGGCACUCAGCGCCCACAACCGAACCAAGAAGCAUGAUCUCCUAAGGUUGGCCAAAGAAGAAGUGAAUCGUCAGGAGCUGAGGCAGCGGGUACGCAUGGCAGACAACGAGGUAAUGGAUGCCUUCCGGAAGAUCAUGGCUGCCCGGCAGAAGAAGAGGACUCCCACCAAGAAGGAAAAAGACCAGGCCUGGAAGACGCUGAAGGAGCGGGAGAGCAUCCUUAAACUUCUGGAUGGAUAGCCUGGCUGGGCCACUUAGUUCUUUUUCUCCCAAACCUGAGUGCUGAAGAGUGAGAAGAGCCUAGGCCUUCCUCUGGCAGAGUGGGUGGGAGCUGCUGUAUAUUUGCUGCCUGUCUUCCCUGGACUUCUUAGACAAUGCCCAGCCAGGGGUCAAGAGGGGUCAGCUGGGCUGGAGCUGGCCCCAGGCUGUGCUUGGCUUCCCAUCUUCUGAUGCCCUGUGCCUGGCUGUUGUCCCCUUCUUCCCUCUCUUUUCUUCCAAGGACUUUGACCCUGUGUUUUUCUAAGGUGUAAACUUUAGAGUAAACAGACUUCUCUGGUUUUUAA